AUGUCCUCAAACGCACUCAACGUUGAAGGCGCCGUGCAUGAACUUUGCUUGUGUCCAGCGCACUGCAAUUUGCCGCCGGUCAAGACCAAGGCGCUGACUUGCUCUUCGUAUCGGCGAUGGCCAGCUCCGUCAUACAUUCGUUGCACGCGGCGGGUGGCACGUCGCCCCCUUCUGACGCCCACUAAAACAUCUUGGUCACUCUUCACCUUUUGUGGCCCCACUGCACUUCUGGACGUGGCGCUGGUCGCUACUGGCAGGGAGCCAUCUUUACCUAAGGGCGUGUUCCUCUUCGUCACUACCCAACGCGUUAAGCCCUAUUCGACGUUGCCAGCGACCAUGACCUUUCUCGAUAUCUACAAACACUUUCAACCGUCGCGUUUCCACGGUGAGUUUGUGCUGGAUCAGCUGCCGUCCUGGAUCGCCAUGUACACGGCGAUUGAGAUGGCUCUGCAUAAACCCCUGGACCACAACGCCGAGCUGCAAACCGUCGGGUGGUCCAACGUGUCUGGCGUCGACAGUCGGCUCACGGGGGUGCUGGUGUUUGCGCUCGAGCUCGUCUUGGUCGUGACUGAUUACUUUGCGUCGCUCCAGACGUUCAUUGCGAUCGACUUGACCAUGGAAUGGAUGGUCCACUACGCCAACUUGUGGUUCACGUUUGUGAUCAUGGACGUGUUGAACUUGGAGGCGGGCAUCGUGCUGGGUACGAUCGAUGCCCGCCUAGCGUCCGCGUCGUGUCGCGGCAACGCGAUUUUCACCUUCGAACUCUUGUCAUGCAACAUCGAGACCGGAUUGUCUUGUUCCAUGCACAUUCGAAUCCAAGUGCAGACGCAUACUAUCGUGCUGCCCCACUCGUCGUCUACUGUGGGAUAG
This is a messenger RNA of Aphanomyces astaci, 870 nucleotides long. RefSeq lists its product as hypothetical. The transcript has 6 exons. Bases 1 to 870 code for a protein of 289 amino acids. Lineage: Eukaryota; Oomycota; Saprolegniomycetes; Saprolegniales; Verrucalvaceae. The record is from RefSeq and is a predicted model, not a curated record.